Messenger RNA from Macadamia integrifolia, 1362 nucleotides. Its product is annotated as protein FAR1-RELATED SEQUENCE 5-like. Lineage: Eukaryota; Viridiplantae; Streptophyta; Magnoliopsida; Proteales; Proteaceae. The record is from RefSeq and is a predicted model, not a curated record. Bases 1 to 1362 code for a protein of 453 amino acids. Gene Ontology annotation, biological process: regulation of DNA-templated transcription. The transcript has a single exon.
AUGGAGAAUGUUUGCAUGAAUGAUGCGAGUGAACCUGAGUUUGGGAUGUUAUUCAACUCAGAACAGGAUGCAUACGAUUAUUACAAUAGUUAUGGACGGGCAAUGGGGUUUAGUGUUAGGAGACACUUUGUGAAUAAAAGCAAGAAAGACAACACGACUAUAACAUCUAGGGGAUUUGUCUGUUCAAAAGCUGGUUGUCAGUUGAGUGACAAGCGAGACAUCAAUAUUGUUAACCCUCGAGCUGAGACAAGAACAAAUUGCGAGGCACGAAUGAACAUAUAUUUGGUUGAUGAGGGAAAAUACAAGUGUCGUGACUUUGUGAGAGAACAUAAUCAUGAGCUUCAUACUACAUCAACAGUUCAUAUGAUGCGUUCACAAAGGAAUAUGUUAGACAUACAUAGGUAUGAAAUUGAUUUGGCAGAUGACUCGGGAAUCAGGCCUAGAUCCACAGUUGAGUUGAUGGGUAGGCAUGCUGGUGGGAUUGAAAACCUAAAUUAUAUGACUCAAGAUGUUAGGAAUUAUCUUCGCACUAAAAGACAACGUGCCUUAACAUAUGGUGAAGCAGGUAGUUUGAUGAAGUACUUUGUUACCCAAACUAGGAACAACCCAUCUUUCACAUACUCAUUUCAGCUGGAUAGUGAAGAACAAAUAACUAACUUAUUUUGGGCUGAUCCAAAGAUGAUCAUUGACUACACACAAUUUGGAGAUGUAGUCAGCUUUGACACUACAUUUCGCACCAACAAAGAGUGUAGGCCGUUUGGGUUGUUUGCUGGAUUCAAUCAUCAUAGAGGGUGCACCGUAUUCUGGGCUGCACUUUUAUAUGAUGAGACAGUGGAAUCUUUCAAAUGGUUGUUUGAGGUAUUUGCUGAAGCACAUGGUGGAAAGGAGCCUAUAACUAUCUUCACGGACCAAGACAAAGCUAUGGCUAGAGCAUUAAAAGAAAUGUGGCCUCAGACAUGGCACGGAUUGUGUACUUGGCACUUAAUGCAGAAUGGCAUUACGCAUUUGGGUCAUAUGAUGAAGGAUGGCUCUCAUUUUCUUACAAAUUUAAAGAAAUGCAUAUACGAAUACGAUGUGGAAGAUGAAUUCGAGACAGUAUGGUUUAAUUUGUUGGACGAGUAUGAUGUUAAGAAUAAUGAAUGGUUGCAGCGCAUAUAUGGGCUUAAAAGUCAAUGGGCGAGGUGCUAUAUGAAAAACACAUUCACAAUAGGCAUUCGAAAUACACAGCUCAGUGAGAGUCUCAACAGUGACUUGAAGGACUAUUUGAAGUCAACUUUGGAUAUUGUGCAAUUUUUUAAACACUUUGAGAGAGUUCUUAACCAGAAGCAUGGUAAUGAAUUAAAAGCAGAAUUUGAUGCAUAA